Messenger RNA from [Torrubiella] hemipterigena, 1549 nucleotides. Lineage: Eukaryota; Fungi; Ascomycota; Sordariomycetes; Hypocreales; Clavicipitaceae. The record is from the annotation of a GenBank genome assembly.
GGCCCAUAUUGGCUUCAUCGCUUCUCAAGCCAUGACUCUCAGCAGUGUAUGAAAUUCUACAUAAACAUCGCAUUUUCUAGACAUACCCUAAUGGUUCGUCAACUCUACUCAAGUUACGAUACAGACCUCACAAAUGUCAUCCAUACACAAACCUCUCAAUGUCAUCAUCAUUGGCGCCGGUAUUGGUGGCCUCACAGCAGCAAUUGCCUGUCGCCACGCUGAUCCGCCGCUGGACGUCACAGUGCUCGAGAAGUGCCCUAAAAUACUGACCAUCGGCGCUGGUAUUCAUAUUCCGCCCAAUGCAUGCCGCAUCCUGUCCGAGUUUGGGCUCUUAGACAAGCUGAAGCAAGCUGGCGGAUACGAAGUAGACCGCUUCGUGCUGAGCCGCUACGAGGACGGCCGCACCCUCGCUUCCAAACCCUUACGCGAACGAGUACAAAAAGAAUAUGGUUCCGAGUGGAUUGCCAUUCAUCGCGGAGACUACCAGAGUGUGUUGCUAAACGAAGGCGUUCGACUCGGCGCAAAAAUCCUGACAAACACAGAUGCUGUUGAUGUCCAACAGAAAAAUUUAGAUGGGCAGAGUAUUGUUCAUACGGCAGAUGGGCGUCAAUUGCUAGCCGAUGUGGUGAUUGGGGCAGAUGGUCUGUGGUCACAUACGCGAAAUAUCGUCUUGGGACGGUCGCUCAUUCCAGAAGAGACGGGUGAUUUAGCAUAUCGAGUCACAUUUUCUCGUGAUCAGCUUCGAGGUUUAGCAAGCAAGGAGGUGGACGCGUUAGUCGAGCGAAGUGACAUCCAAGUUUGGCUUGGCCCAGGUAGACACGUGGUUUUUUAUCCCCUCCGAAAUCAUACUGAGUACAAUUUGGUUCUUCUAGUUGCGGAUGACCUGCCGACUGGUGUCCGCACCGCCGACGCGACUGUCGAGGAGAUGAUGUCUAACUUUGAAGGCUGGGAUCCCAGAUUAAAACUCAUCAUGUCUGCGGCGGAUAAACAGCAGCUACCUCUCAAGUGGAAACUCCUCCACGUCAAAGAGCUACCACAAUGGACCAGAGGUACACUUGCUCUUCUAGGCGACGCAUCGCACCCGUCUCUACCCUACCUAGGCCAAGGUGCGGCCAUGGCCGUUGAAGACGCCGCCACGCUGGGCAUGCUGCUGAACGCGUACAGCAGUAAGGGAGUGGUAAACGACCAGCGCGAGAGAAAUCAGGAAAUUGCAGAGCUUUUGAAAUUCUACGAAAGGUCAAGAAAAUCGCGUGCUGAGAUUAUCGUUGCGGGUGCAACGGACACGCGGCACUACUACCAUCUUCCGGACGGCUGCCAACAAAAGAUGCGCGACGAGGAGCUGUCCAAGCUCGCCGAUGCUAACUGGGAUGGGCCAUGUUCGUUUAAUUGGGGAGAUUCUGUGUAUCAAAGGGAUUUACUAGCCUUUGACAUUGCCUCACACCUAGCAGACGCGAGCUCGGACGCGCCCAAGGUAACAAGGUCCCGUCGGCAGAGGCAUGUCGAUAGGGUGCAAAGAAUAUUCUCUCCUGUAUCAUCUACCAAGAUAUAG